This is a messenger RNA of Lutra lutra (Eurasian river otter), 8712 nucleotides long. It is a transcript of the gene IKZF3, whose product is annotated as IKAROS family zinc finger 3. The transcript is spliced from 4 exons. Gene Ontology annotation, biological process: regulation of transcription by RNA polymerase II. Gene Ontology annotation, molecular function: RNA polymerase II cis-regulatory region sequence-specific DNA binding; DNA-binding transcription factor activity. NCBI's taxonomy places the organism in Eukaryota, Metazoa, Chordata, Mammalia, Carnivora, Mustelidae. The record is from RefSeq and is a predicted model, not a curated record. Gene Ontology annotation, cellular component: nucleus. The coding region runs from base 2149 to 2937 and encodes 262 amino acids.
AACCUAUCCCUGUGCUGGACAGAAUUUGACCCACUUCACUCAGUAACAAAAUGUCCUGUCUCUAAAGUGCCCAUUAUUGACAACAGCGGGUCAGCCAAAGUGAUAGUGCUUUACCACCAGCCCCAAAGCUGCCCAGGCCCCCUAUUCUAACCUUUACUGUUUUCAUUUACACAAAUAGUAUUGUUAGUAACUGAACCUGGAACCUGGGACUUAUUUCUUUGAAGCAUAUAAUUACGUUUGACAACAAACUCCCAAAGUCUAGUAAAUAUGGUCAUUGUCCUUUUAUUCCUUUUUGGAGCCAGAUUUCAUUUUAUUCUUGAAUUUAAAAACCAUCAGCUUUAUAAUUUAUUGUGCAAUGACUGGCAACACAAACAAAAACAUGCUAAUAAUAAAAUGAAACAUAUUUAAUAUUUUGAAUUCUCUUUCUUUAAUUUGGCUUUAGUUUUCUUGCCCUGACAGUUUUCUUACUUGACAGUCUUGCCCUGGAGGUUUUUUGUUUGUUUACUUGCAGAGGUGACUGUUUGUUUUUUUUUUUUUCCUCUCUCUGGACAUGUCAGUUUGUGGUACUGAAUGUCUGAGAGGACCAUAGAAUUUGUGCCAUUAUUUCUGUAUAUUAGAAUCUCUUCACACAGCAAACUCUUCAACUACAGAAUGAUCACUGACCAUUCCUAAAUCUGUGUAUAUGUUUGGGGGAAAAAAUCUGUUCUGCAACCAUCACUUCUUUUUAUUCUAGUCUCUUAAGCUAAUUUCAAUUUCUUCCUCCUUAGAGAUGUUAGAAAUGUAUGGAUAUGAUACAUCAUUUUAGUUUGGUUCUGCUGAAAUGUUUAUGUUAAAACAGAAAGAAAUGUUUGUAGUAACACAAUAUGAAUGUGUAGGACAGGAGUGAGCAAACUGUGACCCUUGGGCCAAAUGUAGCCAGCAGACAGUGUACAGAGGUUUUUACAUUUUUAAAGGGUAGUGGGUUGGGGGAAAAACCAAAGAAUAUGGAACAGAGACUAUACGUGUCCCACAAAAUUUAAAGUAUUUACUAUCUGGCCCUUUACAGAAAAGUUUGCAGAUCUGCAGCUUGGGCUGGCAUCAUGUGUUCAGGUUUAAAGCCUUAACAUUUAGAGCAGCUGGUAUCUCUUUGAACUUUAGGCUUGGACUCUUAUGGACUACUGCCUGCUGUACCAGGGUAAAUUAUACUCUAUUCUAGUGUACUAUUUAGUUGACUAGAUGUUAGUACUAUUUAUAUAAUCUAGUGGUUUCCAAUUCUGGCUGCAUUUUAAAAUCAUCUGGAGAGCUUUAAAAAUACUGUUGCCUAGGUGCCUACCCCAGAGAUCCUGAUUUCAGGAUCUGAAGGAGAACCUGGGCAUAGGUGUUUUCCUACAUUAUUUUCAGAAAGAUUGAUUCUAAUGUUCAAGCAGGUCUGAGAACCACAGGCCUAAACCACUUAAUGGUCUAUUCAUAGAUUAACAACUAGACCAUAUUCUUAGGCAGUUUUUAUUCACAUUGUUCAUUAGAAAUAUAAUAAAGAUGAAUUAUACAAAUUGCUCUUUAAUUUCAAAACAGAAGUGUUGCUCAGGGAAAUUUUAGCUGAGACAACUUUGAAAUGUGAGGAGCAUAUGAAACAGAUAAUGCAGAGCCCAGAGAAAUAGAAUUUAAAAGAUAGGAACUGAAAGGAACAUGCCGGAAAAAAAAGAAAAGAAAAGAAAAAAACCACUCAGAAUCUCAAUACACAAAUCACUGAGUAGAUUUCUUGCUGUCUGGGUAAGUGUAUCUAUUUUCAAAAGUGCUAUUAACAUAAACAGAGCAGUAAAUCUGGGGCACCAUACUUUUUUUUUUUUUUUUUAAGUUGUUAAGAAGAAUUAUAUCAGUCUGCAGGUGUCACACGCAGUUACUCAGAAUCAGAAAGAAGGCUGAUCGGGGGUUAGAAGAUCUCCAUCUAUCUAUCUUUUUGCAACCAACCACGUCCAGGCUGUUUAUUUAAUACUUCCUCUUGCUAAUGAAGAUACUCGUUGGGGAUGGGUCGGGCUUUCCCAUCUCAGCAUAAGACUGCAAGAUUUGAACGUGCCCUGGUGCUGGCUUCACUGACCACAGCAGGUACCCCAGGCAAGAAUCUGAGCAGUAAUAACAGCAAGUGCGGAGGCAAGACACAUCAAAGCAGAGAUGGGAAGUGAAAGAGCUCUCGUUCUGGACAGAUUAGCAAGCAAUGUGGCAAAACGAAAAAGCUCAAUGCCUCAGAAAUUCAUUGGUGAGAAGCGCCACUGCUUUGACGUCAACUAUAAUCCUAGCUAUAUGUACGAGAAAGAGAGUGAGAUAAUCCAGACCCGGAUGAUGGACCAAGCCAUCAAUAAUGCCAUCAGCUACCUUGGUGCCGAAGCCCUGCGCCCCUUGGUCCAGACCCCACCUGCUCCCACCUCAGAGAUGGUUCCAGUUAUUAGCAGUAUGUAUCCCAUAGCCCUCACCCGUGCCGAAAUGCCAAAUGGUGCCCCCCAAGACCUAGAAAAGAAGAAUAUCCACCUGCCAGAGAAGAGCUUGCCCUCUGAAAGAGGCCUCUCCCCCAACAAUAGUGGCCAUGACUCCACGGACACGGACAGCAACCACGAAGAACGCCAGAAUCACAUCUACCAGCAAAAUCACAUGGUUCCCCCUAGGGCCCGCAAUGGGAUACCACUUCUGAAGGAGGUCCCCCGCUCUUAUGAACUCCUCAAGCCCCCACCCAUCUGUCCGAGAGACUCCAUCAAAGUGAUCAGCAAAGAAGGGGAGGUGAUGGAUGUGUAUCGGUGUGACCACUGUCGAGUCCUCUUCCUGGAUUACGUGAUGUUCACUAUUCACAUGGGUUGCCACGGCUUUCGUGACCCUUUUGAGUGUAACAUGUGCGGAUAUCGAAGCCAUGAUCGGUAUGAGUUCUCGUCUCACAUAGCCAGAGGAGAGCACAGAGCCAUGCUAAAGUGAACAUCUGGUCCCAGAGAUGAUUUAUGCCUGAGCAUUCGACAUCAUUUGUAGAAACUGACACCCCGCCUAACAAGUUAUUCUCCAAACAAACUCAAUUCCAAACCCCUUUCCAUACCACUUUUAGUGUCCAAAGGGUCAAGUUCACAUGGACAACAGAGAAAUGCUGUCUUCAUUCAGAAAUUGUUUGCAGAUAUAUCAUGUUAUCAUUCUUGUGAGACCUUUGUUUUCUCAUCGGGGACUUGAGUUUUUAUGACAUUUAAAAGCCAAUGAAGUAUUUGGUCAUUACCUUUUGCAGCAAUAGAACAAGCAGUCCUUGGAGUUUGUUGCCAGUCAAAAGAGUCCCCCAGCUGUGCUGCAUGAGACGUUCUUUCUGAGAUACAAUGUCAUACGUGGAAAAGUCAUUCACCCAGGUCCACAAGAAGAGCUCACCAGCUAACCUCGGUGGAAAGACAUGCCCUUCUGCACUUAACAGAGGCUGAAAGUCUAGGAUAUAAUCUCCUCGUCCCUAAUUAGAGUCUAAUAGUAAGGAAAAGAACAGUGAUAAAAUAAGUAUCUGUUACCAGUUACUGAAGACCCCAGUUUCCAAGCAGCAGACCCAUUUCUUAUCACACAAGGAAAAAAAAAAUCAAGUUAUUCGAUGAUACUUCUGCUUCUACCCUCCCAUACCAAUUAAAAAGCUGCUUUGGGUUAAACCAGUCCUGUAUAAGGGAAAUUCUAUACCAGAAGAACUAAUGGUUUUAAACAUAGACUAUCAUUGAAACUUCACGAAGUUGUCUGUUAAGGCAUCCAUUUCCGGGGGUCGAGAUUGGCAGAACUGGACUCUGAGGGGGAAAUAGUUUAGCAGCACCCCAGGAGGAGGGGUGCAGCUAUGCGAACGUUCUUGGUCUCCUUCAUGGAGCAUUAGUAUACAGACCUAAGGCAAACUUGCCGAUGAUUUUUUUUUUUUUUUUUACAGAAAACAGACAAUCCAAAAAGCAUGACUUAGUCUCCCCUUCCCCACAGGAGAGGAAUCAGGGACAGAUAUCAUGAGUGUUGUUUCGGUCAGUGUUAAGCUUCCUGAAGAAGUGAAGAGAGGCGUACCUCUGCUGACAGGUUCUCCUUCAUCAAGGCGGAUAGGGUUUUCUCCCUGUUUUAAGCUGCUCUAUGCCAGGAAGAUUCCUGAAAGUCUGCUCUUGGUUCUGCAGAUCUAUUGGCCAGCUUUGUCAUUAAUUAUGAUAGAUAUGCUAUCAAGGAAAAAGUGCAGGGAUAAUUGUAAAAUUAGUACUGCAGUAGAGGUCCCAAAAUCUGUUUGCAAAUUCCAUAGUGGCUGCUAAUUAGCUAUAUGACUUUGGGCAAAUCACUAAACUCUUAAAACUAAGUUUCUUCAACAAUAAAGAAUUGGGCUUAGACGCUCUCUAAGGUCCCUUCCAGCUUUAACUUUAUGUGAUUAUGCUGUAACCCCAGUUAUCUUUUAAGCCUUUUCAUGUAUGGGUAUUAAGCAGGAGAAUAUGUAUAUGAAUACCUGUUUCACAUUUCUUUGGUGUGAAAAUGGUGGUGUUAAAUUUUUCCUUUAACUACUGAGUUGUGAAUGUGAAGAGGAUGGUGGGGAGGAACAAAAAACAGGAAGGUAUUUUGAUCUUGCCCCAAAGUGUACACACAAAGUGGCACCUGCCACUGCUUUGCCAAAGCCUUUUUUUUUUUUUUUUUUUUUAAGAACUCGUGUUAGAAUAAAUUCUGCUUCCAGGGACAACUUCAUGGAAUCUAUUUACAAAUUGAGAGUAGUUUUGUGCACACUUCUACCAGAGUCAAGAAUCCCCAAUUCCUGUUAGAUUUGCAUUUUACAUAUCUGCCUUGGUAUUUCAAAAGGGCUUAGGCAUUAGACUCAAACUCAACUAACUGAUGUGCUGCCAGUAACUAAAAUGUUCCCCCUCAGACUGCACAAAUGGCUUAGCCUUCUUUGUAGCAUGGUGUCUGUCUCAGGAAAACAGAUUUUGUGAAAUUCCAUGGUAACAGUCCCAACAUGUUUGAGAUUUCGGCUAAAAGACUGGAUGCAUUUCAGUUCAUAGUCCUCAGCAUUUCACUGUAUUUCUGUAAUCCUGGACUCCAAGCUACGCCAGGUUACUGACAGGCGUUGCGGCAGAGGAGCUGCUUGUUAUACUCUGGAAAAGCCACACGUCCUGUUGACUCUUCAGGGGACAAAAGAAAGAGAAUUUGGAAGCAAGAAUUGGUUGGAGAGAAAACUGGGGAAAGCAAGCAUUUCCAACAGAUUAGUGGGAAAUUCUUUCUGAAGAAACCAGUGUUGGCGCCUUAAGAUAGUGAAAGAGGCCCAUCCCGCUAAGCUGGGGACUUUUUUCUUUUGAAGACUUGCCUCAUUUUCCCUGUGACUAACAGAUUUUCUGAAUGAUUUCCAUUCUUCUGAGGUCAGUUUUCUAAGUGUGGUGACCACUCACAAAUGCUACUUUCACUGUAGCAUUCUGGGCCUAGCUGGGGCACACCAGAGUGCAGAGAAAAUUUGUAUAUGCAAACUCCACGUUUGUAAACCAUCAAGUUGAACCAGGUAGUAUGUAGUGGCUAUCACCACAUUGGUAAACAUGUCCUUCUGUAGGCACCGCUUUUAUCAAUAAAUGCCCUUUCCCCGUGCUGGGGGUGGGGGAGAGGGUGAAGGACAAUCUUAGCACGGUCGCUUAGAGAAAAGGGCAGAGUCAGGAUUCACAUCCAACCACAUUGGACAGUGAGGUCCUGCAGCAGCUUUAGACAGUACCUUUCCUUUCUCAGAGUCCCUCUGACAUGCGCCCUGUAGAUCUGAGCUGUCCAUCACUUCCCACCACACACCCAGGGGGCCACAAUCCAGGGAACAACCAACCCCACGAAAAGUUCCCUUGCAGCCAAGGUGACAGAAUUGGGAUGAGGGGGGAAGGGAAGGGAACUAGCUCUCCAGAUGUUCCUCAUCACCCCUGUUGAAUUGUUGCAUAGGUACUUCCUACUGGCAAGAACCAAACAGAAGUGUCUCCCCCAUUAUCUUCCACCACCACUACCCGGGGAAAAAAAGAUAUAGAUAAAUCCACCAGCCUUUAGAUUCCUUAAGUCAUUCUCCCUAAAAGAUACUUGCCUUGACACAGAUAAGCUAACUAAUCUUUUGCCUUAUUACUGACUCUGAGCUGUUCCUGACUCAGCUUCUGACUUUGUCAGUGACAGCAUUUCUCACCUUUUAAAUGCAGUGCUUAACAUUUUGCUAGGCCCAUAUUCACAGUGGCCCAGAUAUAAAGUGACCUCAGAUUUCUUUUGCAAAGAAAAAAAGCACAAAAUUUUGCUUAGUUGAAACACUGUGUUAUGAACAAAUCUCACACCAACAUAAAGUUUUUCCAAGUAGUCUCUGUAUCACUGUUCUUACUCUCCUCCUCUGCUUUUUCCCCUCUGCCAAAUGUGAGGUUUAGCAUGUUUUAAAGGAAAAAGCCCAACACAGGCAGUAAGAUCGUAAUGGAAAUAUUAAAUGGUUAGUGUCCUAACUUUAAAGUGUACCCCACAGAUAACAGAUCCAUUGGUCUCUAGUGGAGAUCUAGAAACUCCAGACCACUCAAGAUUUGAACCUUCAGAGACAGCCAAGCUCUUUCACAAAGACUUGGAAUUGAGAUUUAAGAGCUCAAGACAAGAAAGUGGAGUGAAGGGGGUGCCUGGGUGGCUCAGUGGGUUAAAACCUCUGCCUUUGGCUCAGGUCGUGAUCCCAGGUCCUGGGAUCGAGUCCUGCAUUGGGCUCUCUGCUCAGCAGGGAAGCCUGCUUCCCUUCCUCUCUCUCUGCCUGCCUCUCUGCCUACUUGUGAUCUCUGUCUGUCAAAUAAAUAAAUAAAUAUCUUAAGAAAUAAAAAAUAAAAAGAAAGUGGAGCGAAGUAAAUUUUGACCUAGAAAAUACCAUCAGGCUUUGCAGAGGAAGAUAAGAGAUACACAAUGAUGUCUCUUCUCUUUUAAAGAGUUGGGAGCUAUUUUUAUGCUCAGAGAGUAUAGAUCAGAGAACCUCUCUCUAUAGGCAGAGUUCAGAAAAACAAUGGAUUUGGGACUUAAGUGCCUGUAAAGAAGACAAUUUUGGCCUGAAACCAAAGGCUAGACCUGGGCCACCCUAGGAAAAGGAUUCUGUUCUCUAAAGCUGAAGGACUGAACGGUUCUGCGAAUGAUCAGCGAAGCCAGGGCUGGACACCGCUGUCUCUAAGGACGGUGGACUCAGAAGAGCUCAAGAGAAGUGUAGGCUUUAGACUUUUGUGAGCUCAGAACACAAGACUGUAGCUCCAUUCACCCAAGCUGUAGAUAGUGUGUACCCCACCGUGCCGUCAACAUGAUAACCAGGUCUUUGCACUUUGAAAAAGCUGAAUGCAAGUUUCCUCUGAAUAUUACAAGACUGGACUAUCGUAUACAUUGAUGCUGAUUGAGCUGACAUUUGAAAACGGAAUGUUAAUGUUUUGAUUUAAAAAUGUAAGGAUGUAGUAUCUACCUCCCGAGGAUGUUAUGAGCUCUUAUGUAGUUUUGUCUAGGGGAUGGUGUUACUGGGCGGGGGCUGUUUGGGAUGGUUACAGGUUUUCUACUGUAUGUACUGUAUGUGAAUUUAAAGAGAUGGAGAUAUUCAAAGGCCAUACUAGGACCAUGAUUCAGUAAUUCAGUAGCCAGUGGAGGCCUUUAAUCUCUAACACAGAGUUUCCUUCAUGUUAUUUUAAUGUGUAAGAGUAAAGAAUAUGCUGACAAUUAGAACCAAUAUAAGUGAACUUCAUGCUAAAGAUACUUCAUGACAUUGUAGCCAGGGAAGUAGAAUGGCUUUGCUCCCUCCCUGUCUCAUGAGCUCUCGACUAUCGACUCCCCGAGUAACUUAGAGUUUCCUCAAAUGGUCCUCACUGUCCAUCUCCCUGUUGACCCUACUCUAGAAAGCCUGGAGAGCAUCCCAAAACGUCACCCACCUCCUCUCAAGAGCCUGUGGGACCUAGCUUCUGAAGUUACUUUGCUUCUUCCUCUCCUAAAAAGACUGAGAACAGACAUUUUAACACUUUAGGAAAAUGGGGCAGCAUUAAAAAUGAUCCCAUUGCCAGUGACUCAUUUAUACAAGGACUUUUCCAGGUUAGCAAACAAAAACCCUUUUUGGUGGGCCUGCUUCUGUGGGUUCACAGAAACCAAAUUACUGUGGGUUGCAAAGAAUUAGCAGGUCAUUUGAAAAGCAGACAUCUCUUCACCCAGACUGUGGUUUUGCAUGUUCAGGUUCUCAGUCUAUGAGCUUUGGUGAGGGAUCAUUUUGGCUACUGGAAAAACCAUAGGUUAUUUUUAAUUUCUGGUUGCCAAAGCCACCACACGUGUGGUCUGUGGAUGACCCUUGUCUGCAGAAUGAUGGGGGAAGAAGGGAACCUGGUUUGGGGGUUCAAAGGGGCUCAGGGUGGCCUUCCCCCAGGGAGGAAGGGAGGGAGGCCUUGCCGAGUGGUUUUGACACGGCCUGUGCUCAUAACAUUCUCAUCUGGGUUUCUCAGAAAUGCCCUCCCUGCCCAGCAGUGACCUUCCCUCUUAACUCCUCUUGAGUUUUACCCAGAGUCCAACCAUUGGGGAGCACUAUAAGGUGUCCUACUCCUCUGUAAAGACUGUUUAAAGAAAGUCAGCUUCUGAAAUGUAGCAAUGCUAACCUUGCCAGAACCAUAAUGAGUGCAUCAUCACAUUAAAAAAAAAAAAAAAAAAAAAAAAAAAAAAAAAAAACCUGCUGAUAGAUUUCAAGGUUUCUGUAUCAUGUUUGAUUUUUAUACUGAGAAAUAAAAAAUACUGGUGUGUUUAAAAUUA